Molecule: messenger RNA, 1257 nt
Organism: Clonostachys solani
Lineage: Eukaryota; Fungi; Ascomycota; Sordariomycetes; Hypocreales; Bionectriaceae
Source: the annotation of a GenBank genome assembly
AUGGCUGCUGAGCUACCUUCACAGGCGCCUCAGACUUGCGGGUUCCCCCUGUAUCCAGAAUUGCCCCAGUCUGAGUCUGACUUGAAACCCCUGCCGCGGCGGAUCAAGGGCCCUCAGCUGAAGCCGUUUGACUUCCAGGGCCCUCAACAAAUAGAAUUCCUGGAACAUCUUGGGGACGGCUUGCAUUCGCAUGUUAUCAAAGUCAAGAUUUCGGAGCAGAUAUACGCACUAAAGCUGUUCAUGUUCUCAGAAGAGGUGGACUAUUUUGGCCCCCCACUAUCUUGUGACUACGACGAAAAGGACCGCAAGGAAGUGACCGCUUUCUACGAGUUCCUGGACCCGUUUAACUGCGAAUGCCGUGCCUUUGGCCGCCUCCACGAGUCCGGCCACCCUGAGCUGGCAGUCGAGUGCUACGGCUAUGUGCUCCUCGACGAGGAUCAUGAACGCGCCCUGAGGGACCGUUUCCCCGGUCGCAAGCUCGAGGAUAUUUUCCAAGACGAACCUGGAAGUCGGCGCCGGAACUUCCUGACCAGAGACGGCAGGCAACCUCCCAUCCGAGCCAUUGUAAAGGAGUUUGGAACCGGCGUGGACAAGUUGCGGAACCGCCAACUGAGCAAGACCCUCCAGGACGUUGUCCAAUUGCAGCAGCUUGGCAUAAUCCAAGUCGAUGUGGCCCAGCGACAAAUAAUCAACGGCAAGCUCUGCGACUUCAGCACCGCCAUGACCACCCCCCAUUUUGCCAUGAGUCCUGAGUUGAACCGACAUCUGAAACCCUGGGCGCUAGCUCUCAUGGAGUUUAAUCUUUUCCUGUCCAGCUGCAAGGACUACAGCGCCUUUGACGAAGUCGUUGAGGAAUGGAACGAACACAGGCUUCAGAAGGACCACGUCUCAGUCAAGGCACUUCCCCAGUUGUAUGGACCCUCACCUUGGACCUACAAUUUGAGAAGGACGCCAUCUAGGGAGCGUGUCUUUACCCAUGUUGACCCGAGACUCUACGACUGGAGGGCACAUGCCCGGGGUAGGGAUGAGAACUCGGCCGGGGGACAAGCCAAUGGUCAGAGCUCAAAGGGUAGUGGCUCUGGUAGGUCUGUUGCAAAGGUCUCCAAGACCCGCCGACGGUUGAAAAAGCCACCUCGAUGGUACUACGAAGGGAGUAAGGAGAAUAUGGCGUACCUGAGAAACUUAACGAAUUGCCGGUGCUACUUCUCAUGGGCGUUUAAACGUGGUUUUUUCAUUCCAACGAGGUGUGUUCCUUGA